Messenger RNA from Photinus pyralis (common eastern firefly), 920 nucleotides. RefSeq names its product protein canopy homolog 3 (gene CNPYb). Lineage: Eukaryota; Metazoa; Arthropoda; Insecta; Coleoptera; Lampyridae. Gene Ontology annotation, cellular component: endomembrane system. The coding region runs from base 252 to 884 and encodes 210 amino acids. The transcript is spliced from 3 exons. Gene Ontology annotation, molecular function: signaling receptor binding. The record is from RefSeq and is a predicted model, not a curated record.
GAUUAUACACACUAAAUGGUAGUGCGCAAAAGUAAAAUUUCUUUGUGAACAUUGCGAUACAAGCGAAAAAUUUUACAGGGAAAGAACGAACAUUUUGACCCUUAGCUACAUGUCGCAAUUUCAUGAACAUAUUGUAUAUGGAAGGGGCAAUUUUGUACGAUAAGGAUUUUCUCGAUUUUUGAUGACUUCACACAAACCACAAAUGUAACAAUUUCAUUGGCUUCCUCCACGGACCAUAACAAUCAUUCACCAUGCGUUUCUCCAGUUUUAUUUUUAUUUUACUAAAUUUUCUUGUGGCGGUCCAUGGCCGAACAGAAGAGGACGAGGGUGUUAAAUAUGCAGACAAAUGCGAAGUAUGUAAAAUACUAGCGGUAGAGUUGGAACAAAGACUGCAAGAGACAGGGAAGUCGCGAGAUGUUUUAGAAACAGGGUAUUCGUUGGACGAUGUCAAGCCGAAGAAGAAAAAGGAAUAUCACAAAUCCGAGCUGCGAUUAAUCGAGUCUUUGGAAGGAGUUUGUGAUCGAAUUUUAGAGUAUAAUAUACAUAAAGAACGCGAGGAUAGUACACGUUUCGCUAAGGGUAUGAGUCAAACAUUUCAAACUUUACACGGUUUAGUCGACAAGGGUGUUAAAGUUGAACUGGGCAUUCCCUAUGAGCUUUGGGACAAACCGAGUGCGGAAGUUACGAAUAUGAAGACUCAGUGUGAGACCGUUUUGGAACACAGUGAGAACGAUAUAGAAGACUGGUAUUGGAAUCAUCAAGAUCAGCCGCUUACAAACUUCCUAUGUCGAGAUAGAUAUUUGAAAGGCCAAGACAGUAAGUGUCUGGAUGAGCAGCUGAAGGGCGAUACAGGAAAGGAAACUACGACGAAAAGUGAAUUAUAAUUUUAUACUACAACAAUAAAGAACUAUUCAUUUUGC